Messenger RNA from Bolinopsis microptera, 2880 nucleotides. RefSeq lists its product as uncharacterized. Lineage: Eukaryota; Metazoa; Ctenophora; Tentaculata; Lobata; Bolinopsidae. The transcript is spliced from 4 exons. The record is from RefSeq and is a predicted model, not a curated record. The coding region runs from base 144 to 2315 and encodes 723 amino acids.
GCACGAUAAUGAACAAGUUAUACGGCGAUCGACCGCUUAUCUAAAAAAGAUAAGAGGUUUAUUACAAUCUUAUUCCAACACGUCUCAUUUAUUAUUUCGAUCGCUUUGAAUUUGUCUCAAGAGGAUUUCGCUACUUCUUGAAAAUGCUGAGGGUAAUAAUUCUAUUUAACAUCAUCCUGGUGAACCUUUCUGGCAUUUUGGGACAAAGUUUCGGUGAUACCAUAAAAGCUAACCCAGUGAUUGAGAUCGAUGCAGGUCAACGACUACAGAACAGUUUAGUGAAAGUAACAGAGUUUGACAUCUACCGAGAGGAGGAUGAGGAUGAAGAUUAUUUAGCUCUGACGGUCCAGGUCCCUGCUGAAGUAGACUCGUCUAAUGUUAAGAAUCUCUUUAUUCUGGAUUUCAGUGCGUACACUACUAAAGAUAAUCCUAUCGAGGGCGACUCGAUCAACUCUAGUAGAAUCUCCAACUGCUCCAACUACCAAGUCCAGGAACCUCAAACCCUGGCAGCACAGUUCGACCAAUUUUCUGAGAACAAUUUCCUGAGCCAGGAUUUCUUCUCUGCCAAUUUGACAGAGAUAGGCGGUACCUAUUUUUUGCAGUACAUCUAUAAAGGUUCACUCGAACGUUUCAGUAAUUGUCAGGUAUACGAUCGUGAUGAAGUUUGGUCAGUGUCGGAGAGCAACACAGGCAAAACCCAAUACACGACAGUCCUAGCAAUAAACCACAUCAGGAUCACCAAGCAAGAGAUCGGCAACGAAACCAUCUACCAACCCUCUUUCUUCUCAACAGCCUUCAAGUUAUCAUGGACCAUCAGCCAGUACAUAUUUGUGAACGGAGUAGUGACGUCACAGAAGAGGGUAAAAGCGGAGGUUAUCUUCGCCUCAGUGCAGCCCCUCUGGGAAAACGGUAAGAUAACAGACAAGACCAGAGUUCACAUUGGAGUCAGGACAAUUCUAGAGAAUGCCUACCACAGUCAUCUGAUGAUGGUAUUUGUCAAGGGCUCAGAUAGUGGUACGUUUGCGGUUUUGGAAGACGGAGAAACCCCGAUUGAGAUCAACGCGGAAAAGCUUUCUUCAGGUACCGGCUUAGGGGACCAGGUGAUGUGUGACCCUGUCCGAAACUGGGACUUGGCCGACGUUUUUGAUGACAACUCCCAGAAAUAUCAAGACUGUCAGCAAACAUGGGAGUUUAGCAUAAUGCUGCCACAGAACGUGACUGUCUACAACGAAAUUGAAGGCCUAUUCUCCUUCCGGCUCCAACUAUACCAGUGUGACGACCUAAAUCAAGUUCAACCUAUCUGCGCCCCCGUAGAGGAUAUGUAUGAGGAAAUCCUGGCAAAUGUCGCUCUGGACACUGUAGUGGAGAUAACAGCAGAACAAGAGAACUCGCUGAAACUUGAAGUAACAGCCAUCAAGAGUCAAGACAACUCAGCGGAAUUUCUAUCCAGCAGCACACUAUCCAGAGGCAUUUACCAUGGAGAGGAGGUUGUAAUCUACAUACAACCUACCCAGAACAUUAACAAGACACCGGGGGCUGAUCUGAUCAGCAAAAAUGGGCUGGCUCUUAGUGCUUUCCUCAUUUGCAUUCAGAGCCAAAUUCCUUUACAAUCCAAACUAGGAUGCCUGGACGUGGACCAGCAAUAUCGGUACAUUCCGUGGAUGGAGGAUGACUUGAGCGUUUCACUUCACGGUAAAAUCUACAAACGAGAAGAUUUUGAAUCGACGAAACAGGAUCUAAAUUCAACACAGCACAACUGGGACCCUGACACAGGAUACUACACGAUAAGGUUCCAGAACCUAGCCUUGUCUGCCCAAAGCAGACUCUACAGGUUCACCAUGAUCUUCAGAAUAGACAUCCUGGACAGCGACUCUGAAGGGGGCCGGAGAAGAAGAAGUGUUCUUCUAUCACUAUCAGAUUCUUCCUUAGCGUACAGAAAGAAGAGAGCAACUAAAGUGGCAUCAGAAUCAGCAACCGUGGUAUCUCCUGAAGAAGAACUGGCGCAGACUCCAGGACCAGGAGAAAAAGAACUGGCGCAGACUCCAGGACUAGGAGAAGAAGAACUGGCGCAGACUCCAGGACCAGUAGAAGAAGAUUAUGAAAGUGAUAAGAACGACACUUCCGGAUCUGAAGCUUCAGAUGACUCAACUUCACUAGCUACAACUGAAGUCAGCGUUAAAGUUGAGGUCUGCCCUCCAGACUACGAAUAUAUUUCUCAGGAUGAACCGUGUCGACCAAAAUUGAGGGAGAGUGUCGCAUUCACAGUUCAUUGCAACAUCCUCAUGCUACUUCUCUGCUUGGGUCUAGGCUUAUAGUAUCUUCACUAUAAAUGACCAACGUGAUUUGUACAUUUAUUCAUUAGCGUAUUAUUUUGAAUUGAAAAACUAUUGGUUUUUAAAAUGAACUGAGGUAUGAUUGAAUUUGAGGAGUUAAAUUUUUGAUUGUUAUAUGUUUUGAUUGAUUGAAUACUUCUUACUUAACUUAUUGAAUUUCAUGACAAUAAUAAAUUUAUUUUUAAUUGGCAUAAUGAUUCCAAAACUAUUAUUCUAGCUUUUAUAUUGUCAACAACACGCGACUGAAAAUUAAAAAUUAUGGUAAAAUUUGACAUGAGAAUUGGAUUUAUCAUUAGUACGACAACCGUGCCAUUUGACAUCCGCAUCAUAUAAUAUGCUAUUUGAGGAAGGACCAACUAAACAGUGAACAUACAAAGUUUACACCUUCAUGCACAUCUAUAUGAUGCACUAUGUACUUCAAUUUACCCAGUUUGGCAUGAAUACAAUUAGAAGCAGGAAAACUCGUGUAAUUACGCUAAUUAGUACCAAUUACUGUUAUAAUGACCCGGUAGGUAUAUCGGUAUGUACCAAGCCGUAUUAUAAUAUG